This is a messenger RNA of Stylophora pistillata, 3592 nucleotides long. RefSeq lists its product as uncharacterized. Gene Ontology annotation, biological process: rDNA heterochromatin formation. Gene Ontology annotation, molecular function: DNA binding. The record is from RefSeq and is a predicted model, not a curated record. Lineage: Eukaryota; Metazoa; Cnidaria; Anthozoa; Scleractinia; Pocilloporidae. Gene Ontology annotation, cellular component: heterochromatin.
AUCGAAACGAUCGAAACAUGGAGGAUUCUACUGGUUACGGUUCUUCUGAAGAAAACGGUAAAACGCAGCAAAACUCAGCAUUAAAACUGAUUCGCGAUCCAAAUGACUGCCAUUCGAACUACAGAACUCCGCGCAAAGAAGAAGACACUGGGUCAAGAACAGAAGUGACGUCAACGACUCAACAAACAUGGCUAAUUUGCAUUACUUUCAGUGAAUCAUCAAACUUUCAGGAAACAGUUUGGUAAAGCAGAGGAAAGGGAUAGACAGCUUGAAAUUUCUAUCAAAAUGGAGAGUUAUCCUGGGAAUCAGAGUGACAGUCAGGCACCAGAGAGUGGUGAGCCACAGGAGGCAACAGAAAAUAGAAAGGAGAUGUUGCACCAUUCUUCCAAAAGAAAAAGUUCUCCCAGGAAUCACCAGCGCAACUAUCGUAGGAGGUCAUUUUCAGAAUCACCUGAAAAAUCCCCAGAAAGAUCAAAGGAGCAGUGUCCUGUUUCACAAAGGCAAAGUAGACAUUCAGAUCAAGGUGAUCAUCACAGGCAUAGAAAGAGUCGAAGCCGAAGCCAAAGCCAAAGCCGAAGUAGGAGCCCUAGGAGAAGAAGGAGAAGUCAUAGUCCAAGGAAUGAGAAGGAUGGAACAAGUUUUCAAGCUAAGGAAGAGAAACAGAGCCCAUCUCAAGGGAAAAGUCCCAGUGAGAGAGAAAAGGUACAACAGUUAUUAGCUAGGCGUGGCACCAACUCUCGGGAUGGAGAAGACAUGGGAACGAACCCUUCUAGAGAAAAGACCAGACAGAGCGAGUCUUCAGAUAGGGAUAGCUCGUCUCCUCAGCGGAGGAAUUCACCUAAAAGACGAAGUAAAACACCUGAUCUGAGGAGAAGGCGGAGUCCAUCUCGAGAGAGGCGAGGUUCUGGUGAAAGGAAAUCUUCAGAAAGGCACAGAAGAAGAGAUAACAAGAGGAGCCCACAGAGAGAUUCAAAAGAUCGGCGAAGUAGCGGUGAUUACAGCAGGCGGUACGAGAGAGAGCGGGACCGAGCAAGAAACCGGGAAAGGGAAGGCAGAGACGGUAGGGACCGGGGCAGAGACUGGCGCUAUGAGAGAGACCGUGAUAGAAACAGAGAACGAGAUCGUGACCGGAGUAGAGAAGAAGAAAAAGUGGCUUCUCCGGGACAUGAUAAAAAAACAUUCGUUAAAGCAUCUGUUAACUGUUCAUUUACAGCAACUUCGACUGGCCAGCUGGAGACGUUACCACGCCCUGCGCGUCCGCUUACCUCAGAAGAGGUACAAGCCAAGCUGGCGGCCCAUGCAGAGUCGCUCAGAAAGCAAGCACAAGAUGCAGCCUCCAUGCUAAACUUACCCAGCUAUCUGAACCCUUCUGUUGUGAAUCCGCACCAAUACGCCGUACAGGCACAGAAAAGAAAGCUACUGUGGAGUGGCAAGAAAACUGCUGAGGCUACAGCGAGUACCAGCAGCAGUGCCCCAAAAUCCACCAUGUGGAACAGCACGACGUUCAGUAAUGACCAAGGAGGAGAGAUGCAAGCGAAAUUCCGGCGCUUGAUGGGUAUUAAAGAAGAAGGGAAUGCUACUACGAUGGGAGAGGUCACACAACCGCAGAACCAGAAGCUAAUGGAUGACCUGGAGAAGGAGUUCGAACGAUCGCGUGCAUUCCAGUUAUCAAGGGGGGCUGGUGGUAAGAGUGGAAUCGGGCUUGGUUAUUCAGGCACGUGAUGUGGGUUCAAUUUUAGCGGUGUACAAUUCAGCCAUUUUCCAUUACUCAAAGGAAAAUUCCCAGCUCACUUGCAAUGAAGUUGAAUCUCCGUAAUAAUGGGUAAAAUACGAGUAGUUUUGUUACGAAGAAAAUCUUCACAUAUUCUAAUUCUUCUUAAGAGUCUUUUUUUACAUUGUUUUUCUAGUUUCCUGCAGCCGUAGUGGUCAAAUUAUAUAACUUAUAAGAUAAAUUUUAAAGCAAAUAUCCCUCAGGACCGGGUUGUUCAAAGGUGGGUUAAGAUAACCCAGGGUAAGUGUGUAAUUUGAUUACAAUUUGAGGAUUGAAUGCUCUAAAAAGAAUUGGGAAAAUUAUCCCAAAACAACACUUGAACAGAGACCCUGAGUUAGCGCUAACCGGCCCUCGUGUGACGGGGCCUAGUUGAAUAACUGCAACCUAGUUGAAUAACUGCACCAUCCUUGAUUAAAAUUUCAGAAAGUGAAAAAACCGCUCGUUACAUACUAUUUGUAUUUAGAUGCAAUCCUCUGAUGAGGAAUAUAGCAGGCAUCAAUCCAGUUUGGGGCCGUUGAAUUCAAAGCUUCUGAGCAUCUAUCCUGUCUAUUAUGCGAUAACCUGUGGAUCUGUCAUGAGGAUUUUCCCUUUUUUUUACAGAUAAUAAGGUAGGACCGCAGUGCGUACACGUGUGGGACUUAAAGUAAAAAAAUUUGGAAAUACAGAGGAAUUUUCACAUAAUUUCGCGAAAGCAAUCAAUUUAAAGAAAUUUCUCAAACCUGAAUUUGAAUUCUCCCUGUAAGGACUUCAUUUCAGACGCCCUUGUUAAAGACAAAGGUCAGUCUCAUGUAUCCUACAUGAUCUAGAUGGAGGAGCCUGUUUAGGGGGCAAGCUCGACAUGUUUUGUGCUACUACUUCGUCGCUUUUUUAUGCAUUUGCUCUGGCCGGGGAAAUUUGUCGCAAUUCGAGUUUCGAAUUGCGACAAAGUUAAGCAGCUAUUUUUAUUCUUAACAAAGUUAAGCAGCUAUUUUUGCGGAUUUUGAUUGUUGACGAUUGCCUGUACCUUCCACUCACCAGAUUACUGCUGUUUCCGCCUUUUCACUUUUUUUGGUCAACAUCGACCCGACUCGCUUGGUGUGAUUAUUUAAACCUUGUAUAUUGUUCUGGACAUUUUUUGCCUCGCUGGGAAAUCUUUGCCUUUUGAGAAAGGCUAGAUCACGUUAGAAAAGGGUUGGAAUAAACGCGCUAGGUCAUAGAUCAACUGCCCCUUCGUACCCCAACUCAUCACGAAUAUGAUAUUGCAUCUAUUGCUAUAUUAUAUGUACUUGCCUACAGAUUAAAAAGACUUUCCAAUAAAAAUGCUAUGAGAGGUUAACCGCACCGAAAACACUUGUCCUAUACGGUCUGCCGAAUGAGGAUACCAGACUAUUUUUUAGAGCUUUCCGGGUUAGUUAACAGGCAUUUAGCUCGUAGUUAGUCCAUUUGCUUUGCCCUUUGUAUAAUCCUUACAUAGAGGGUAAAGCUGUUUGAACAUAGAAGAGCGCCCGGUUCGUCAAAAGUCAACAACAGCAAGAAAAGAGACAGCACCGUGGAGAUUUCACUAUUUGCGAACUGUUGGGCCGUAUUUUGAUGUUACUGAACGUAAUGCUGUGCAAGGACAUUUAGCGUUUCUUGCUUAAAGUAAAACUGCGUAAAGUAAAGCUAGAGCAACGCCUUUUGAACUAGUACCGUACGACUACUGACAGAUGUUAACAUCGGGAUUGAAAACAAUGGGUUUUUUUUAAUCGCUUUUAGAAAUCGUCAAAUAUUGCCUUGAUCCAGCUAUGUUGACUUAAAUCAAUCCUUUCAAAUAUCUGAUGAAAUAAAUUGGUUUACACCUAA